CACGGGGAUUGUCGUCCGCGUUUUCUCGCGAUCACCACGGACUUACGGCAGGAUUUUCGGCCCCCGAGGAGCCCAAUGUGGGUGGAAGUGAGAUGGCAUCCAGGGAAAAGAAACCCUUAGCGCCUUCCAAACCGAAACAGAAGGCGAGUAGUGACUCUGGCUUGCCAUCCAAUGAGGUCAAGAAUAAAAAGGGCAAAUCUUUGCCGAGUAUAAAGCAGCAGCAACUUGCGCGUGAGAUUUUUGAUACAGUAGCAACAGGUAAUCAGCUUCCUGCUAAACUAGAGGCGAGCCUGCCACGCAAGAAGGCUCUGAAGAAUCUGAAGCGCAAACAGAACUUGAGAGUAGCCAAGGCAAAUCUCAUCAAGUCCAAGGUUACCAAGAAAGUGACCGGCAAGAAUAUACGUGGUAUAUCUUCUGACGUGAAGAAGGGUGUGAAAGCGAGGAAAGUCAAGCCGUGUGAGGAGCCGACCAUCAAAUCAAUUGGUAUCGCUCUGAGGCUUUCGGAGAAUCAGGCAAACAGCGGAGACAACGAAGGCAAGGGAACCGAAACACCAAGUAAAAGUGCCAAGAACAAUCUCAGGACCAAGAAGACCAAAUCUACAUCUUCGAGGAGCGUAGGGGAAUCAGGAAACGAAGAGGCACAGGAGGCAGAGGAGGCCAGUGUCACAUCAUCCAGCACAAAGAGCAGCCCUAAGCUCGGCAAGAAGAAAGCAAUAGAAAGCCCCGACUCUUUGUCCAAGAGUGCCAAAACAGCAAAGUCAGCGAACUUGAAGAAAAGUAGUGUCAAGGACGUUGUUGUAAAAGUAACGGAGGGUGAUAGCAAGAGUGCUAAGGGCAAGAAGAGCACUGGCAAGGAAUUAGAUUGUGGUAGUAGUGUAAAAAGCAAUACUAGCAUUGAGAAAAUCACGAAAGUCGUUUUGGAUAACAAGAGUUCUAUUGAUCUUACUAUAGACGCAGUUAUUGCUUCAAUGUUGAGCGAUUCUGAGACUGACAGCCAACAAAGCGCCACGGAGAAGACUGAGGGGAAGGUAACGAGAAGUAGGAAGAUGUUGGUGGACGAAAAUAAUGCCGCCGACAUUGAAGUAAAGAAGGAGCCUGAUGCUGAAGACGCGAAGCUCACGUCGGACGGGGAGUGCGCGGACGCGGAUCAGGAACUCCACCAUCAGAAUGCGAUCCAGCUGAGGAAGAGGCCCAAAGUGGCCAGCCAUUCCAUCGACCAGGUGUUUCUGUUUCAGACCAGCCUGCGGAAUGGGAAGCAACGUCAUCUGUCAGACUCGGGCAACUCCACGCCGGACGUCGAUCCCAGAAGACGCAGGUUAAAUUCAGACGGGCCUCCUGUCACCGAUAAUUCGAUGGAACAUAUCGCGGAAUGCAAUGUAAAUACGGACUCUUGUUUGCCGGAUCCUAGCUGUAACGAAUCUCAGACCACUGUGGUAGCGUCGGCCAAGGAGGACGUUUGUUCGACGAAGGACGACGUGUCCAGGAACUUCGACGAGGAUGCCGAGGCAGGGUCGGAAAUCGAGAACAACAACAACAGCGACCGCGUGGACAGAACGGGCGAGAUCGGUCCGACACUGCGCUCGAAAACCAAAACGAAAAACACGGAGAGCGAGGCGACGAAGGACGACGGUAUCAAGGCGGACGACACGUGGGUGUCGUCGAAAUGUGCGGACACGCCGGACGAUUCGAAGAAACUUAAUAACUUAGACCAAGCUAGAAAAGACAGUAUUUUAGCGAAGCUCGGAGAUAAACCUAAAGGCCGUAGGAAUAGCUUAAACAUAGAUAUGAAGAAGACCGUUAACUCUUUUUACAACGCAGACAAAUCGGACACCGCUCCGAAGGCGCCGAUCGACAAAAUUAUAGAAGGCAUUAAAUUAACUAUCGUCAAGUCGAUCGAGGACAAGAUCUAUCGUCCCGGAUUGAGUAAGAACUUCGACAUGCCCAAGAGCGAGGAGGUUAUCGCGCCGCUCAGCACGGAGUCCCAGAAGAUGGGUCUGGAGGAGAACGCCGACGAGGACAAGUCCAUCGUGACGGAGAACGAAAGCACAUCAGAGAGCUCGGAAAAUUCAGUACCAAAAGUGGCCGAUACUGCCAAAGAGAUUGAGAAACUAGUCAUGUUUGAUAUCGAGGAAGCAGAGACGCAUUCGCAGAACACUCAAGAGAAUAAAGCCUCCGGUAGCGACAGGAUUAACGAUGUACAUAAUACCUGCGAGUCUACGUGUAAUAUAAGUAGUAAUAAUGGUACAUCUUGCGUGGACGAGUCCGAGGCGGCGGGAUGCGUCGGCGGUUGCAGUACGUCGGGCAACGACGCGCCGGUCGGCGACGGUGAUUCCAAGUUACCGGACGAGAGUAAGAAGGCCGUCAGCACUCGCAAAUCGCCGAGAAUCAGCGACAAGGGCUCGGACUGCGCCGCCGGUAAUCCCGAAACGAGGAAGUCGAACAAGAUGGGAGUCCCCAAGUCGGACGACGCGGACGCGUCGCCGAGAUCCGGCUGCGAGGACGAGUCGCCGAAGGAGGACGCGGUGUCCCGUCAGCAACCGGACGACAACCCCGUGUCGACACCCGCACCACUGACCACUCCCGAGCAAACGGAGGAGAGACCCGCCGAGGGAGGCGUGCGAGGGGCGAAAAUUGCGGAGGAAUCCGAGACGGAGAUCUCCCUGAACGUUUCGGACGAGUCGGAGACGCUCGAGAGCAUAUCGCGCGAGGUGGAGAAACUGAUAGCGGGUGACCAAGCUGCCAAAUCGUCAUCGAGUCCCGCGAACGACGCGACGAGACAGUGCGAAGGGGAAGACGCGAAGCCGAGGGACAAGGAGGAGGAGGCUCCGAGUGUAAACGAAGCGUCUGCUCACGACGACGACGGUGCCGCGUCGUCGGGCUCGCCGGCCGCGAACGACGAAGCACCGUCGCCGGGCAGGAGCGGUGCGGACGGGACGGAAACGUCGCAGGAGGAGGACGAGGCCAGCUGCGAGACGGCGAAUCUUAAAACUAGCAAUAACCACUCGUCGACCACCACAAACUGUGAUUCAAAUAGUGAAUGUAGCUCCGUAAAUCCCGUGCCUACACACACGUGCACUUCCGACCGGCCGGACGACCACCAGGCCGAGCAAGUCGGCGACGGCAAGCCCGACCAGGAUGACGGCAAGGAGUCCAACCGGUCCGACGAUAUCUCACCCGCGAAUAGCGACGAUCCGCCGAGGGAUGCGGACGAGAGCGGUCAAAAGUCAGGACACAACGACACGGCCGGCGUGCCGACGGCGGCGGACGAGGCGGCCGGCAAGGCCUCCUCCGACGAGCAGAAGCCGGUCAACGAGGAGAACAGGAGGGUGCUGCGGGCUCGCGACAAGCCGAAGAAGACCGAGGGCAGACAAGCGAGCCGCAGCCGCGAACACGCGGCCGAUAACAACGCGAAGCCGCUCAAGCCGGAGGCCCAGAGCUCGGAGAAGACCGACACCGAGGAGGCGCAGGAUUCGACGACGUUCGACGAGACGAGCGUGCCCGAGGCCGCCCCGAAAGCGGAGGACGCGAGCGACUCGCAGAACAACAGCGAGGACGUGGACCCGCUCGAGCCGCAGGCUCGCACUCGGCGCAGCAGAGAGGGCAAGAGGCGCAGGGAGGAGCCGCCGCCUCUGGCGAGCGGCCUGAAGACGAAGCGCACCAAGCGAGACUCGCGCAAGUCCGAUCAGCAGAACAAGGAGGAGACGCUGCUGGACAACGAGGUCGCCAAGAUCAACGAGAACAACAGGUCCUUCCUCGACAAAUACGGCGGGAGCGCCGGCGAGCGCACCACCGACAGUUUCCGCGGCUUCUUCGAGGAAGGCGCGCAGGCCGGGCUCGAGAAGAGCUCGGGCGUGCGCAGCAAGUCGGAGAACGACCUGACGACCGCCGUCGACGAGGCCGGCAAGGGCGAGGAGCGGCUCUUGCGCAACCUCUCCGAGAAUCACGUGUCCAAGCGGGCGGCGGACGAGGUGGAUCUCCUGGCGGACGCGUGCAAGACCCUCAAGACGCCGGAGGCGAGCGCGCCGAAGGACUCGGACGAGGCCUCGACGUCCGGCGAGUCGUCGAACAGCGGCACGCCGAAGAUCCUGGAGACGCCCGAGGACAAGGCGAAGAAGGAGUCGAUAUUGCGCGUGUUGGGCCUGGAGUCCCUGGAGAAGGCGGCCGAGCGACUGAAUCAUCAGAAGGCGCGGAAGGAGCAGUACACGGGCACGUUGAAGACGAUCAUCCGAGUGCAAAAGGAGAAGGACAAGGAGAAGAAGGGCUCGCGCUCGCCGCUGAAAAUGGUUCUCAAGCAGCAAGGUCGCGGCGACGGAGAGGGGGACUCACCUGAAUUCUACACCAUUCAAAAGGAGUUUGGAACCAGUGGUUUGGGAGAUAGCAGCUCUGGUGCGAACCGAAAGUUCACUACUAACCACAGACACUCUUGCGAUGAAGAUAACGAGGAAGCUACGCCUAAGGAUCGUCAGUCGCUUGUCAUUCCAGAGAAGUCCUCCUCCUUCUCUAUACACCCUGAGCGCUUAUGCGCCGACGUGUGUUGCUACUGUUUCGGAAAGUUCGGCUCUCUCGACACGCCGAUGCAUUUAGCCCAGAUGAAGUCCGACGAGAGGCGCAAGAAGAUCUUGAACAUAGAGAGACACCUUACGAAAGACUCCUGUCUAUGCGACGCGUGUUAUCGUCAUGUCGAUAGAAAGGCGAACACCAGCCCGACAAACAUGCAGCAGAAGCCGCCGAAACAGCACAGGCAGCUGAUGGUGUUGAAGUGCUCGGCUCGCGAAUGCAGAGACCCGGCGCGGCAUAACGUCAAACGCCGUUGGUUACUGAAAAUAAAACCCGGUCUUCAGAAUCAGGUUGACAUAGACUGGGAAUCGAGUCAACACACUUCGAUGUCCUUCUGCGUCAACCACUACGGCAAGAUCGAGCGCUUCUUGACGUGCGCGCUGUGCAAACGGCGGUUGGUUCGCAACCACACUCAUCAGCUGGCCAGCGCGGAAAUCGACGAGUUGAAUCAAUUGGUCGGCCAGCAAGGAAUCCCCGUCAUAUUAGCGGCAGGCACGUUCGUCUGUAAACUAUGCCGUUAUUUCACGCAACUGCAGCUCAAGUACAAAGACGUCGACAAUAUGAACCCGAAUUGCAGGAGUUUCUUCAAAAGUUAUCGCAAAAGGAUCCUGCACUACCACGACAUCGAGGUGCCCGAGUACGAGGACGAGGACGCGGCGCACAGCAGCCAGGCGAAGGAGAAACGGAAGAAGUCCGGGAAGGCCGCGAAGAACGGCGGCUCGAAGUCGCCGGACCGCGCGACCAACUCGGAGAAAUCGACGCCGGAGCCGAGCAAGGGCGAGGGCGGCGCGAACGGCGCCGAGAUGGACGCCGAGGGUCCGGGACGCGCGAAGGUGGCGCCGGGCGACGAUACCGUCGCGGACGGGCACUAUCUCAACAUCGAGAAGGCCGUGGAGAACCUGAAGAAGCGCAAGCUGCUCGACCUGCACGCCUCCUACACGACGACGGAGUCGCCGGCGUCGUCGUGCGGCGACGUCUCGAACGACGUCGAGGAGAUCCUGGCGAUGGACAAGGAGGUCACCCUGACGCGACUGCCGAAGCGGUCGAGGACGAACAACGGCAACAACGGCGGCGCCGGUAGCAGCAACGACAUCGCGCCGGUGGUGCAGAGACUCGGCGCUAACCCCUCGAUAAGCGUGCGCACCCUCUUCCCGGGCGAGGAGGAGAUGAACCUGCACGCUAAGAUCGAGUUCGGGAACGUGCGCGAGAUCACGCCGCAGGGCUGGGAGAAGUGCGCCACCAUGAUCCAGUACGACCGCGACACCAAGCUGCUCUGGCAGGAGCUGCAGCGGCCGUACGGCAACCAGAGCUCCUUCCUCCGGCACCUGAUCCUCCUGGAGAAGUACUACCGGUCCGGCGACCUGAUACUGGCGCCGAACGCCUCGCGGAACGCGAUCAAUUACUCCACGUCGGUGCAGAACAGACUGAUAUCCUACGAGGGCCCGGAGAAGAUGGACGAGCCGAUAAUGGAGCCGAUCGGCCUGCCCUCGGAGUACACGAACUCGCGCCGUCUCAGCGGCGGCUACAUGCUCGAGAAGGACAACAGGCUGCCCGGCACGAGCGCCUCGGUAAAGCCGUCGACGUCGACGAAGGCGAGCUCGUCGCCGCCGCGGAUGCUCAAGCUCAACACCGGGGUGUCGAUAAUCAAGAAGCCGCCGCCGAACCUGCAGCGGUUCGGCAGCCUGCCGUCCACCAGCACGGCGAACGGCGGCGUCGGGAAGCGGAAAGACGCCCAGAGGCCGUCGUCGUCCGGCGUAUUCGGCACCAAGCUGUUUCAAUACAGCGAGGCGGACAUGAAGCGGCUGCAGACGAUGAAGCGGCAGCAGAAGCAGUACAACGAGAGAACGACGCCCGGUGGUUCGAUGCUCUCCUCGAGCUCGCCGCCCGGCCUCAAGUCGGUCGUGCAGUACCAGAAGCUCGCCCAGCACAGCCAGCAGUUCCAGCAGCACCUGCGGAUGCAGCAGGAGAUGCUGAACCGCCAGAGCCGCGGUGACUUCGAGCCGCUGAUCUGCGACAUGCGCGGCCCGGCGAACGAGAACAACUCGUCGACGCAUAAUCUCAUACAAAAUCUAAACCUGCCCAAGUCGAUUCAAGUCACGACCAAGCCAUCCAAUCCGAUCCCGAUUUUGCCGAAAAUUCCGAAAUCGCUGACGGUGAUACCGCAGACCGUCACGAGACCCGUCGACAAGUGAAAGAGAGACGGACGGAGUAAGCGCGAGAAAAGAUGUAAGUAAGGCGGCGGAACAUGCAGUUCUCUUUUCUUUCCUCUUGUGUUUUCUCUCGCGGCGAACGAACGAUCGAUCCGACGACCCGGGAGAGCGCGCGCCGACGCCGGCCGGCACGCCUCCCCGCGAUCCCGUCGAAGCGCGUGAUCAACGCUACAUACAUGAUCAAUUUGCCUUAACGUGAGCGCAUCGCGAUAUGCACUUACCGAGCCUGAAGCUCAACGUUACACGCAUACACCUAUACACAUGUACGAGGUAUAAUUAAUUUUACGGAUACAUUUAAGACUAAAUAAAUUAGUAAGUUAUAAAUACAUAAAAAAAUAUAUAUAUAUAUACACAUAUAUGUAUACACACAUAUAUAUAUAUGCAUAUGUAUAUAUAUAUAUAUUUGUUGCAUCGAUCGUGAUCACACACAGACUCGUAGAUAGUAGGUUUAAUUCGAGCAAAUUGUGACACCUCGAUUCUAACGACAUUAUUAUUAUUAACAACCAAAGCUUCACCAUAAAAAGAAAAAAAAAAAGACGCGUUAAACGAAACGUCGAACAAUGCUGUUCCCACGGAAAAGUGCCUAAAGUGACAUACGAACGGAGUCGUUACUUUAUUAUCAAUUGUCUAAUUACGCAGAUGAGAUCCGGGACUCUGGAAAGAGCGGUAUGCAGAUACGUGUACAAGGCGUCCGGUGAAAAUCUCGCUGUACAAUUGGCGGAGGGGGAGGGGGGGGGAGACGAUUCCUCUCAAAGAAGAGGAAGGAAAGAGAAUUAGCGGGAAGUGUGAGAUAACUUCGUUUCCGAAGAUUCCCCUCACGAGGAUAUACGGUUCUUCGCGUUCAAAUCGUAGCCGUAAGCGGCAGCAUUGCGGGUAAAAUCGACGAGAAUCGGUCCGGAAUCUCAGGCCAUGACUUGAAACUUGCUCCAUGUGAAACACUCGGAUCUGAAAUUAGAAUGAGAAAUUCGAGUUUUUUUUAUUAUUUUUUUUUUUAAUUUGAAUCACACGUGUAAUGCACGCGACGUUACAUUUGAAAUCGCGAUUCAGCUGAAAAAAAUCGCAUUUGAUUCUAAAUUCAUGUAUGGGUACCUGGGGCAAGCUUCAAAGACUACUAAUACGGGUCUGAGAGAUGUUCAUAGUCGAGUAACAAAAUUAGUCGCGGAUAUUAGCGCACGCGCGAGAUUGUGUAAUCGGAAAUAAAUUUGCAGCAAAAUUUCCAUAAAUUUGCAAUGAAGCAACGGGAAGAUUGAAAGCUCUCGGUAACCUUGGUAGCUCUUAAUGACGUUGUAAAAAGACAUUAUUCAUAAAUAAAUAAUUACGUAAAUUAUCGCGAUAAUUAUAAAUAAUCGUGAUACACAAUCAUUCGCGCAUCGACGUCCGCUCUCUCGUAGUUCUCCGCGCGUUGGCUCUUUUCUUUUUUUUUUCUACUUUUUUUAUUCAACUUCGAUCGCGCGUUAUCGAGUUCCUCCGAAUGAAUUUACGUAACAUAAUUGCGGCGCCUCACAAUUUUACCUUACCGUUUCGCAGGAUUCGAGUCCAAACCGACUCCUCCGUAUUGUGCUGGGCUUUCUCUCACGAGGGAAAUCGUCUCGCCGACGAAUGUAUCGCGAUUCACCGGACGCCCCGCGUAUAUAUAUGUGUAGAACGAAUUUACCAUUGCGACAGCAUUGCAUCCGAAUUAAUUUAAAAGCGUACCGCUUCUGUUAUUCUCCUCUCUU
Molecule: messenger RNA, 8485 nt
Organism: Dinoponera quadriceps
Lineage: Eukaryota; Metazoa; Arthropoda; Insecta; Hymenoptera; Formicidae
Gene: east
Exons: 7
Coding region: 93-6749 (2218 amino acids)
Source: RefSeq, a predicted model, not a curated record